Molecule: messenger RNA, 5030 nt
Organism: Stegostoma tigrinum
Lineage: Eukaryota; Metazoa; Chordata; Chondrichthyes; Orectolobiformes; Stegostomatidae
Gene: inka2
Product: inka box actin regulator 2
Exons: 2
Coding region: 422-1498 (358 amino acids)
Cellular component (GO): nucleus
Molecular function (GO): protein kinase binding; protein serine/threonine kinase inhibitor activity
Source: RefSeq, a predicted model, not a curated record
UAAACAGGACCAGCAGAAGGGUGAACUAUCUGGGGACUAGAUCUAAAACAAUAGAAUGCAUUUGAUAACAAUCAGAGAUAAGAUUACUGCCAGGAAUAGGAGGAAAUGAUGGGAAAAGGAUGUCGGUUUAACCUAAUGGUCAAUGCUGAGGGUAGGGUAAUGUGAAACCUAUUCGAGGAAACACUUACACUGUACAGACUGGAUCGGAUAUCACUGAAUCUCUGAAAGCCAACCUCUCACUGGCAUAACAGACCUCCCCUCGCUUGUUUUAUCCAGCUUGGCUGUUAGACGGGACAGUGAAGGGUAGCUUUCUCCUCUUCAUGGACACGUGCAGUGUGUUCAAUUAUUUCGGUGUUAGAUUUUUAACCGUCUAACUUUUUCUCCUCCUCUGCUGAGCCUCCUGUAGUUAAAUAAGAAGAUCAUGGACCACAGCCUCCGCCGUUUGAAGCAGGAGUUGCAAUCUAUGAAGGAAGCUGGAGAUGGGCUGCAAGACCAGAUGAAUUGUAUGAUGGGCGCACUGCAGGAGCUGAAACUUCUCCAAGUGCAGACAGCUUUGGAGCAGUUGGAGAUCUCAGGGUUCCAGGGCCAAGCUCCAUCCAUCACUCAGAGCCAGCCAUGGCUGACAAAUGGCAAGAGCAGCGAAGGCUGGCCAGGUACCAGGCUUGAAACAAAGAGCUGCAAACCUAGCAGCAGCAAACUCCACACACUGAGCCCUACAACUUUUCCAGGGCAGGCUGAGAAACCCCUGGGCUCACAGCUAAGAGAAUGUCUGAAGGAGAUACCUUGUGAAGAGUUGCAGUCUUCUGAGCUAUCAUCCAGGCCUCUCGAUCCUCUGGAUACACCAUCACCAGUUUCAUCCAGAUUUUUAAAUCUUGACAAGCAGACCCAGACAGUUGCCCCUACAAAAGUACAUGAGCCCCCUGUGCCAAGCAAGUUGGGCAGUAAGACAAUGCAAGAUUGCAAUGCCUCCGAUGACUGGACUUCCUCUCUGCUGUCCCAAAGUAGGAACAGGCAGCCCCUCAUUCUGGGUGACAACAUUUUCGCUGACUUGGUGGGCAACUGGUUGGACUUGCCUGAGCUGGAGAAGAAGCCCGCCCUGGCCGCUGUGGACGGACGUUCUAGGCGUGACCAAGGCCCCUCGCUCAGCAGAUCUCAGGAAUUCCAGAAGAAAUUGAACCUGACGGCCAACAUCUUCAAGAAGUUGCUGAGAAGCGUUCGGCCUGACAAAGGCAAGCUGGUGAAGGAGAAAUGCAGCCAGGUACCGACGAGUAACCUCGGAGACGCUAUCACCAAGAGAUCCAGCAAGGGAUCCAAACAGAAGGUGACUUUUUAUUUUGAGCUGCGGGGAAGCAACAGUCAGAACAAGAAGGUGCAGGAUGAAUGUGGAACCUUACUGGACAAAAAGGAUCUCAGACCCAAUAACUGUACAAAUAAACUGAUCCAGUCGGUGACAGAGAAACAGUGUCCUUUUGACUAUAACUCUGUGGUUUGGGUCUGAUUUCAAAUACGAAUACCCUUGAAAGAAAAAUGAAUUGCACUUAAUUUCAUUUAUAUCCUACGUGGUUCCAAAGACAAUGGGAUCAAUAUUGUUUACAGUAGUUAUUUUUUCAAACCCUUUCUUUUUGAAUAUUUGAUUGUCAAGAUUAUUUAAAAGGACAGUGCCAGGCAAAACUAUUUCUCUCUCUCAGUUUGCCACAUUAAGAUAAGCCUGUGUAGAAAUGUGUCUCUUUGCAUAUUGCUUGCAAGGUUACCAUAAUCCAGUGGAUCAAUUUCCUCUCAUCUGCCGUAUGUCAUUAGUCAUGAUGUGGAGUUGCCGGAGUUGGACUGGGGUAGACAAAAUCAGAAGUCACAUGACACCAAGUCAUAGUCCGACAGGUUUAUUUGAAUCACACAAGCUUUUGGAGUGCAUGAUGAAAAAGUCAGUUGCACCUAAGAAACGGGCUGCACUCCGAAGGUUUGUGUGAUUCCAAAUAAUUCUGUUGGGCUAUAGACUGGUGUUGUAUGACUUCUGACUGUCACUAGUAAGAGAGGUCAUUCCUCAUUAAUACACACCCUCUGUCCUCUUGCUCACCUCCAAACAUUUGGCUUUUUCCUGAGGUUUAUCCAUAGAAGACCUCUAGUUCAUCUGUUUUGUUCUUCAUGUACAAGCGUUUCACUGACCUUGAUCCCAGGACUGGCCAUUUGCUGUAUCCACACUUUGAUCUCAACUGAUCGCCACUUGGUCCUAGGUUUGUGAGUCAUGACAAUGUACUGCAGACUGAUGUUUCCCUCCCCAGAAUGCCCCUCCUAAUGCCCUACCUACAAGGUUUCUUCUGAGCCACACAUUAUGCUUAGAAAUAUAUUGCUGUUCUUUCAGUGUUGCUGGGUCAAAAUCUUGGAACUCCUUCCCUAAAGGCAUUGCAGGUCUACUUAUAGCAGUUCAAGAAGGCAGCUCACCACCACCUUCUUCAGGGCAACCAGGGAAGGGCAAUAAAUGCUGGGCCAGCCAGAGAUGUCCACAUCCUGUGAAUAAAUUUCUGAAAAAUUGAGGCCAGCUGAAUCCAGGCUACACUAGAAAAUGAGAUCUUCCUGUAAUGUAUUUCUCAAUGUCACAAAGGGCAGUAUACUUAAUGACAGGCUUAGGCAUGAAAUCUGUGUCUCUGUGUCCCUGGUGUUCCUAUUUGGCUGUGUUUAAGAAAGUCCCUUUUCUUAGCCUCUGUAGUAAGUUCAAGUGGACGAAUUCUUCAUGCCUGUCAGCAUGAUGGGACAGAUUCAUCAGAUGAUUGUGAAUUUCCUGUGGUCUGUGAACGAGUGAGAUGAAGCAACAAACUUUGUUCUGAGUUUAGAAUCUGACUUGCUUGUUAAUAAUUGGAAGGAUGUUGUAGAAUAGUGAGAUAUGGCUCACUGCUUGUCUAAGAAGUUUGAGUUGAGUGUGGGAACACAGCGCUAAGAGAUUUAAUAAAUGUUGGCAGUGUCCACAUUGAAACAAAGCUGGCUGAUUUUUAAGAUCGUCUGUUCUGAGUCUUUUCUUGAGGAUAAUGCGAAUCUUUGCUGACUGAGGUUACUUUUAAAAUUGUUUUAUUUCCUGCACUUGCGAAUGUAUUUUGGCUCCCAACCCUGCAAUACCAUAAUUUUUUUUAUUUUAAAUUUUCAUCCUGAUAGUCACAGCGUAUAAGAGAUGGAGUAGGCUAUUUUCACCCUUCAAGCCUGCUCCACUAUUCAACCAGAUCUGACUGAUCUGUUCGUAGUUUUUGGUUUUAUUUUCCUGUCCAACUCCCAUAACUCUUAACUUUCUGGCCAAACAUAACCCUAUCGAACUCAAACUUAAAGAUCCAAUGCCGACUCAUUUCUAGGUAGAGAGUUCUGCACUGAGAGAAAAAUAAUCAGAUCUCUUGAUUGACUCUCAUUCUCCCAUCUCUGCAUGCUCAUCAAGGGCAUGUCUUCAGCUGUUGGGUCCAAGGUAUGGAAUUCCUCCCCUAUUCCUUUGCUAUUUUAAGACAGUUCUUUUUGAUCCAACCUUUGGAUCCUUGACCCAACAUAUCUCUCUAUGGCUUUGUGUCAAGUUUUGCCUGAUUGGGCUGCAUUGCUGGGUCAAAGGCAAGAUGACAAUGUUUUGUCAGAAACCCAGGAGAGAAGAUUGCUGAUGGUCUUACCUGAUACACAUGACCUUGCAAACUGCUGGCUGUUUGAAACAGCAGUACACAAAAAUCUACUAAGAUCAAUUUGAAGACUAUAAAUAAAUCACAAAACACAGUCUGGGAGAUGGAGCUGACUCUGACAUUCUUUCUAUAGCUAAAAUAUCAUUGGUCACAAAAUAUCUCUCUGAGGAGAAAUUGAAGGAGAGUGGGAGGAUUUUGCAGUUAUACAAGACAAAUCCAGAGGAGAUGUCUUAGAAAACUAUAAAGUAUUUUGAUAAGGAGAUGCUGAUUCCAUUAUUACCAUCAGCAGCUGAAAUAGAAUAGCAGUUUUCAAAGUGAAUUUGUUUUGUAUUUGAAAAUAAAAGCUGCAAUACAGAAGAAUGGGGCUAGUGGGCCUAAUUGGAUAGCUCUGUCAAAGAGCUAUCAUAGGCAUGAUCAGCUGAAUGGCCUCCCCGCAUGCCAUUGGUGGCAUUAAUAACUGUUGAUUGGCCAAUUGCACAGAAAGUAGACUUCAAAUUUGGCAAUAUACGUUAUGAGGACAUGAAAUAAGAACAAUUGUCAUCUAGUUCACCAAUGUCCUUCAAAUGUGCCAUCCCUAUAUGGUGUGGCCUACAUGUGACUCCAGGCCCACAGCAAAGUAGUUGACUGUUAACUGCCCUCCGGGCAAUUAAGGGUAGGAAAUAAAUUCUGGCUCAUCCAACAAUGCUCAAAUCCCACAAAUGAAUAAAAAACAAAUAAUGUCAUUAAGGGUGUGAACUGGUAGGGCAGGAAUGUAGUGGAGAAGGGCAGGAAGACUUUGAUGUUGAUCCACAAUAACCAACACGUGAAGGCCUGGGAAACACAGUUUGGGGUUUUGUUUUGGCCUAUGCUAGGUUACUAUAAUUUAUGUGGGCCUGGAGUUUUAGAGCCAUUCUUAGCAUCUCUACCUCUAUGAUUGACUCCUCAAUCAGAACACCAACAUAAGAUAAAUGCAAAUCAGUGGAAAUAUAGACUAAAAUUGUGUAUGAGGUCAGUGUUGCCAACUCUGGUGGGAUACAGCCCUGGAGGUUUCAUCACAUGACCACCAAGCUCAAUCCAUGUGCUGCCAUUGGUCCAUCUCCUAGGCGCCAUGGCCAAUUGGAAAGUGAAUAAGGUCUUUGCUGACCUGAUUGGUUUAAGAACUAGAGACGGAUACAUCUGCGAAGGAGGCCAUUCAGCCCACUGUGGCUACUCAGUUAAUGAUGAUUCUCCUCGAUCUUUCUCAGCUUUGCAGAUUUUAUUUUGCAGCUUACUGUUGGUAAAGUACACUUUGUUCCUCUAGCUACAAUAUGUUUAUUGCUGCCUCCUCAAGGGCAAUUAGGAACGGCCAAUAAAUGCUGGACUUCCUUACAAUAUCCCCAUCACAUGAGCAAACCCGAAAAAAAAUCCUGUAUA